This is a messenger RNA of Sinocyclocheilus rhinocerous, 3663 nucleotides long. Its product is annotated as ubiquitin-associated protein 2-like. Gene Ontology annotation, cellular component: cytoplasm; nucleus. Bases 1 to 2925 code for a protein of 974 amino acids. Lineage: Eukaryota; Metazoa; Chordata; Actinopteri; Cypriniformes; Cyprinidae. Gene Ontology annotation, molecular function: protein binding. The record is from RefSeq and is a predicted model, not a curated record. The transcript has 23 exons.
AUGUUAGGACUCAUGGAGGUUACAGGGAAGAACCAAGACGAUUGUAUGGUUGCUCUUCACGACUGCAACGAGGAUGUCAACAGAGCCAUCAACUUCCUGCUUGAGGGAACUUCUGAUUCGACCUCUUGGGAAACAGUGGGGAAAAAGAAAAGUCUUGGAAAGGAUGCCACCUCCACAGAGAGUAAGGAAAACAAGGAGAACAGGGAGAAGAAAGAGCGGGAAAGCAGCAAGGGUCGUGGAGGAGCGAGCCGUCGUGGCAGAGGGACCAGUCGCAACCGGCAAUCAAGGACGGAGGAGAAUGGUGUGGACCCUGCUCCUGUUGAGAGAGGUGCUGACCGUGGCCGCAGGGGAAGAGGGAGAGUGUCUGGAGGUAGAGGCAGAGGUCGGGCUCCGGUUACCAGCAGGUUUACAGCACAAGGGAUGGGAACCUUUAACCCUGCAGACUACACUGCAGACAGCGGGACAUCAAAUUCACACACUGAUGUCUGGGAGACGGGGGCCAAUGACACUGCAGAUGGGACAGUGGCAUGGCAGAACACUUCGGACGAGUGGGCAGCUGAAGACUGGAGUGAAGAUGUGAGUCUCUCUGAGACCAAAGUGUUCACUUCCUCUUGUGCACCUCCAGCUGAGAACCACAUCACACCUGGCCAAAGUCUGGAUCUAUCAACUCUGCUGCAGAAGCCUGUGGAUCGUGAGGAGGUGGGAGGUCUGAAGGCCGUGGGCUCCUCUCAGGGGCUUGGCCACAGUCUAGUCUUCACCAACUCCCACCACCAGCCUGCUCGAAACGGAGGCACAUCUACUGGUUCCAACAGCUACACACACGCCACCCUGUCCUCUGUUUUGGGUUCUGGUUUUGGAGAGCUGGGUGGUCCAAAACUCGGGCAGACGGCUGGGCAGCAAAUACUGGAACAGCUGAAGGGGCCUGGUCUUGGGCAGCUUACCUCCCAGCCCUCCAGCACAGGGACCAACUGCACCCCUGUAGGGGGGCUGGUGGGGACGGGGAUGUCUGUCCCCUCCUCCUCCUCCUGGGACAUCAAACCUCCUAGAACACAGAGCUCCGUUUCACUCCCCUCUCAAUUCAGUCGGGAGUUUCAGAUGCAGCCAGAGCCAUCUUUGGUGCUAAGCCAACUCGCCCAGCGACAGCAGGGCUCCAUGACCCACACAGGGCCUCUAGCCAGGCAGCCCAACCCUCCCUCACUGAGUGCCCCUUCGCCCGCCCCGUGCACACUGGAAGCCUUUCCUAAAGCACCGGAACCUUCUCAGCACCGUGACGGGCCCUCGAUGGCCCCCUCACAGGCAGCCGAAUCUCAAAGCAGCAGCAUACAGCAGCGGCAGAUAAAGACUCAAAAGCGACGGAUACCUCCCACUUCAAAGAUUCCCGCGUCUGCUGUAGAGAUGCCCGGCUCAGCAGAUGUGUCCAGUCUAAAUGUGCAGUUUGGUGCCCUGGACUUUGGUUCAGAAUCUGCCCUGCCGGACUUCGGCCAGUCGGAGAACUGCACCAGUGAACCCAUAAGGGAGGCUGCUGUGGUUCCUCAGUCACAGAGCAGCCUUUACUCUAAACCAAUCAGUGAAUCUCUGACCAGUCCGGUCCCUUUGCUGCUGCCUCUGGUCUCUUCUGACAGUAUCUACCCCUCUCCCUCGGUACCUCUCCCCAGCCUCGCCCCCUCCCACACCACCCCCAGCUCGGCCGCAGCCCCCUCGUCCUCUUCAUCCUCCUCUUCAUCCUCCACUGCAUCAUCGGCUGGUAACAGCUUUGACUGCGGUGUGGCUCCUCACUCAAGAUUGACCUUCUCUCAGAGCAAGGAGCCUUCUGGACCUGUGACAAACGGUUUCAAUGGUGCGAGGACCUCUGCUGCUUUAGACACCACAUCGAGUUCCUCCACUCCAAAACAAGAGUCUCCCUCUCUGGCCAGCAGCACAAGUGUUGCCCCUUCUGCCCCAUCCUCACUGUUGCCCCCUUCUGUUACACCACACAGCUCUGCUCUGCCCAGCCUGGUAUCUGAGCUGUCCUCUGCCAGCUUACCUCCCCUCAGCAGUCAUGUGAGCAGUGGCCAUUCCUCUGUGUCGGCACUUUGCACCACAUCUUCACUUACAUAUACCAGUGUUGACAGCGUGAACUCUCUCGCCCCCUCAUCGAUGGCGUUUUCCUCGCCGCCUGUGUCCGCUCUGCCCAGCAGCAAUGUUAGCAGCUCAGCGAGUGGCAGCAACAGUCUGCACGGGUCUGGAGCUUUGGGUCAAGGCACCAAUGGUAGCACACCUUCCGGUGUCAGGACUGUCCCGCUACUGUCUUCCUCCAGUGGUAAAGUUCCUCCUAAUCUCUCUCAGGGGGUUCCUCCACUGCUGCCUAACCAGUACAUCAUGGGACCCGGAGGUCUGCUGCCUGCCUAUCCGCAGAUUUAUGGCUAUGAAGACCUCCACAUGCUCCAAUCCAGACUACCAAUGGUGAGUCUGAGCCCAUCAAAUUGGUACGAUGACCUGACACAAGGACCACCAGGAACUGAGUACAGCAAAGGUUACAGUAACUCUUCUCAAACACAGGCCAAAUCUGCUGCCUCCGGCCCAGGGAAAGGUGUCUCUGUGACAUCUAGCAAUUCUGGGGUGCCAGACAUCAGUGGAACUGUUUACAAUAAAACGCAGCCGUUCGAUAAGCAGGGUUUCCAUGCUGGCACACCUCCUCCUUUCAAUCUCCCCUCGGCUCUGGGCGGCACAGGACCUUUGACCCCUGGUGCCGCCCCUGGUUAUGCUCCUGCUCCAUUCCUUCACAUUCUGCCGGCCCACCAGCAGCCCCAUUCACAGCUGCUCCAUCAUCACCUCACCCAGGACGGACAGGGUGGGCCAAGCCAGAGAAGCCAGUCCAGCACCAUGCAACAGAAGACCCAGGUCAACAAGUCCAACUAUGGCAGCUCCCCUUACUGGGGCAACUGAGCGCAGUCCACAGCGCAGGUGCCGUCCCGCACCCGAUGACACGCCAAUCAGAGCAGAGGGACGCCCGUACACACUACCAUCAUCCUCAUCCUCCUCUCACGUUCUCAUCUCCCCUUUUCAAAGUUUUGGCUGUUGUAUGUAAAGUAUAUUUAUGUAUGUAUUUAUACAGUAUAUAUGUAUUGGUAGGAUAUGAAAUGUGGUUUUUCUGCAUUUUAUUUUUGAAGGAAGUUUUUAUUCUUUUUUUUUCAUUGCUAACUGGCUAAGAGGAUAUGAUGACAGAAGUGAUGAGAACAUAACAGAAGGGUGAAUAUACUUGAAGCAGAGCAAGCAUCAUGAUUCGAACAUGGGAGUUUUUAUUUGUAUACAUAACCCUAAUAAUGUAUGUACAUUACUGCUAAGCUUGAUCACUUGAUGAAGCCUUUUUUUUUUAAACUUUUGUAUUUUGCUCCUCUUCCACCCCCUUCACCUGUGAAUUUUUUUUCUAUCGAGGGGGAAUUUAAUUUCAAUGCUUAAUUUUGUUCCCUCUGCCCUUCAUUUGUGACCCCAUCCCUCUCCCCCAAACCACCACCAAAUUGGCUAAACGGCAUUUUAACAUUGGUUUUACCCUUGUUGUCAAAAUAAAACUGUCCAGUUUACCGUUUCAGCUUGAUUAUUCAUGCGCACAGUGUUUGCACACAAGCAGUAACAUUGUUACAGCAUUGUUCUUUUGAACUUUCUAUUUGCCGAAAAAAUCCAAUA